GGCAGGCCUGCCCCGCCCGGCAACCCGCUAAGACAGCGCCCUACGCACCCGGAUCGCCUCAGGCUCCCCGGAUCGGCUUCGGCGGUCGCCAUGACCGCGGCUGUGUUCUUCGGUUGCGCCUUCAUCGCCUUCGGGCCCGCGCUCGCUCUCUACGUUUUCACCAUCGCCACCGACCCUUUGCGUGUCAUCUUCCUCAUCGCCGGGGCUUUCUUCUGGCUGGUAUCUCUCCUGCUUUCAUCUGUUUUUUGGUACCUAGUGAGAGUUAUUACUGACAACAGAGAAGGACCUGUACAGAAGUACUUGCUCAUCUUUGGAGUGUUGCUGUCUGUGUGUAUUCAAGAACUGUUCAGGCUUGCAUAUUAUAGACUGUUAAAAAGAGCCAGUGAGGGUUUGAAAAGCAUAAACCCUGAGGAGACAGCACCCUCAAUGCGACUUUUGGCCUAUGUUUCUGGCUUGGGCUUUGGAAUCAUGAGCGGAGUGUUUUCCUUUGUGAACACCCUGUCUGACUCCUUGGGGCCAGGCACGGUGGGCAUUCAUGGGGAUUCUCCACAGUUCUUCCUUAAUUCAGCGUUCAUGACGCUGGUUAUCAUACUGCUGCAUGUGUUCUGGGGCAUUGUGUUUUUUGAUGGCUGUGAGAAGAAAAAGUGGUAUGUCCUCCUUACAGUUCUCCUGACUCACCUGCUGGUGUCCACCCAGACCUUCCUAAAUCCUUAUUAUGGACUAAAUCUGGUAUCAGCAUAUAUAAUCAUGGUGCUCAUGGGCAUCUGGGCGUUUUUUGUUGCUGGAGGUAGCUGCCGAAGCCUGAAACUCUGCCUGCUCUGCCAAGACAAGGACUUUCUUCUUUACAACCAGCGCUCCAGAUAACCUCUGACAGUCGGCACCUCCAGACAGCAGCCGGUGCCUUUAGAGGAAGCACAACCAUGUUCUUCUCUAAAAAGACCCUUUGCUCCUGUAACUUGGAAGCAGUGGAACUGUCUAGCCUGGAACUGUCCCUGUGCUUUCAUGCAGUGGCCUCUAGAAGAGCUGCAGCAUGGCCUGCAACCUGGCUGCACAUUUCAGCCACUUGGGGAAAUGAAGACUCAUGCUUCUGGACUUCCCUCCAGAUUUGAUUAUCCUGGAUGUGCAGUGCAGCUGAGAAUCACUGGGGUCCACUGGGAAGUUCUGAGAACACCAAAGGAGAAUGAGGGCUGGUACUUAACUGUCUCCUAAGCCAACUUCUGCUGAGCAAGUAAAUCUUUGAAUUAGUAA
This is a messenger RNA of Phodopus roborovskii (desert hamster), 1248 nucleotides long. RefSeq names its product gamma-secretase subunit APH-1B. The transcript has 6 exons. Gene Ontology annotation, molecular function: protein-macromolecule adaptor activity. NCBI's taxonomy places the organism in Eukaryota, Metazoa, Chordata, Mammalia, Rodentia, Cricetidae. The coding region runs from base 91 to 864 and encodes 257 amino acids. Gene Ontology annotation, biological process: positive regulation of catalytic activity; Notch signaling pathway; Notch receptor processing. Gene Ontology annotation, cellular component: membrane; gamma-secretase complex; endoplasmic reticulum. The record is from RefSeq and is a predicted model, not a curated record.